UGAUUCAGUCAAUCAAACCAACCUUUCAUUUGUCGACAAGAAGUCACCUCAAGGCUUCCUCCUUCACAGCUCCUGCCAAUGUUAUUAUCUCCGAACAGUCAUCGUCUGUAAUCCAUGACUCAAACGGAUCAAACAUGAAAUCCAUGAAGAAACCCAAUAGUUUCUUUAAGUAUAUCAUCAGAAUCUUCAAAUCGCUUUCUAAGAAAGAAUCAAAGAAAGAAGAUGACUUGGAUAAGAUCGCAGCCGAGGAACAGACGCAAUUCUCUCUACAAACCCUUAUCACAGCUACCAGAGAUUUUCAUUCUGAUCACAAGCUCGGGGAGGGUGGAUUUGGCCCUGUCUACAAGGGGAAAUUGCGUGAUGGAAGAGAGAUAGCAGUGAAGAAGCUAUCGCAGAGAUCGAAUCAAGGGAAGAAGGAAUUCAUGAAUGAGGCUACGCUGUUAGCGACGGUGCAGCACCGGAACGUUGUGAAUCUAUUGGGUUACUGCGCUGAGGGCACAGAGAAGCUUCUGGUCUACGAAUACGUCUCUAAUGAAAGCUUGGACAAAAUUCUCUUCAGGAAAACGGCGGAAUUAGAUUGGAAGAAAAGGUAUGAAGUGAUAGCAGGGGUAGCACGUGGACUGCUCUACCUUCACGAGGAUUCACACAGUGUGAUCAUACAUAGGGACAUCAAAGCCAGCAACAUCUUGCUGGACGACAAGUGGUGCCCUAAGAUCGCUGAUUUUGGCAUGGCCCGCCUCUUCCCUGAGGCCAAUACACAGACUCAUGUCAACACCCGUAUCGCUGGCACCAAUGGGUACAUGGCACCGGAGUAUGCGAUGCACGGUCAAUUGUCAGUGAAGGCGGACGUGUUCAGCUAUGGUGUAGUGGUACUAGAACUUAUCAGUGGCCAGAAGAACUACACAUUCAACCUCGACCCCGAUUGUCAGAACCUACUUGAAUGGGUAUGGAAGCUUUACAAGAAAGGUAGGAGCUUGGAGACAAUGGACCCAUACCUGGCAUCAAGUGCAAUCACUGAACAAGUUGCAAAGUGCAUACAAAUUGGUUUAUUAUGCACACAAGCUGACCCAAAGUUAAGACCAACAAUGCGUCGAGUGGUGGUGAUGCUAUCAAAGAGAGCUGGCACUCUUGAGGAGCCAACCAGACCGGGUUAUCCUCGAGUAACCCGGUCUAGAUAUGGAAGAACUCCAAAACCCCAUGCCACUGCCGGUUCUUCUAGUGCCGGUGCUUCAUCCAGAUCUUCCUCUUCUCAAUCAUUCCCAACUACCACAAACACCAAUACAGCUACCACUUCUACUGUCACCAGCCCAAGACCACAUUCUUAUGGGAAGCGUCCCAUGCAAGGGUAGUUCUAGGGGUGUCAAUUUCCAGUUCAAACCAAAUCAAAUUGUUAUUGGUUUGGUUUUGUUGGGGAUUUUAUGAAAACUGGUCGAAAUCGAAAUCAGAUCGGACGAAUCCAACCAGAAGCCAUACCUGAUAAAAUCCCAUUAUUCUCAGUAUUUUUUUAUGUAAAUGUAUAAAAAACCAAAACGAAUCAGGAACCGGAUAAAACACCAAUUUGAAUCGGACUGAGAUAGAAACCCACUGAAACCGUACUUCAGCUAGCAGUUUGGUUUUGAUUUGGUCCAUUAUCAGCUCAAAACCGAUUCAGCCCUGACAGAAACCAUACCAAACCAAUCGAUUGAGACCCCCAUUGUGGCGCUACCCUAUUUGUGAAAAUUUGAAAAUUUUGAAUCCUUUUUAGUAUUGUAUAUUAUGGUUAUAGAGAAUAGGAUGAGUUGCUAUUCUUUUUUUUUUUUCCAUGUAAAUUUGAGUUAGUGAAGGGAAAAUUAAUGAAAGGGAGCCGGUUUUAUUUAUUUA
Messenger RNA from Macadamia integrifolia, 1860 nucleotides. Its product is annotated as putative receptor-like protein kinase At4g00960. The record is from RefSeq and is a predicted model, not a curated record. The coding region runs from base 135 to 1349 and encodes 404 amino acids. Lineage: Eukaryota; Viridiplantae; Streptophyta; Magnoliopsida; Proteales; Proteaceae. Gene Ontology annotation, molecular function: protein kinase activity; ATP binding. The transcript is spliced from 6 exons. Gene Ontology annotation, biological process: protein phosphorylation.